This is a messenger RNA of Microtus oregoni (creeping vole), 1558 nucleotides long. RefSeq names its product elongator acetyltransferase complex subunit 4 (gene Elp4). The transcript has 10 exons. The coding region runs from base 6 to 1268 and encodes 420 amino acids. Gene Ontology annotation, biological process: tRNA wobble uridine modification. Lineage: Eukaryota; Metazoa; Chordata; Mammalia; Rodentia; Cricetidae. Gene Ontology annotation, cellular component: transcription elongation factor complex; elongator holoenzyme complex; cytoplasm. The record is from RefSeq and is a predicted model, not a curated record.
UCAAGAUGGCGGCGACAGCUACCUGCGGCGCGGGCGUACCGAGCCUGGCAUCCACAGCCGGCCGGAGCGGCACCUCCAGCUUCCAGAGGAAGAGCAAGGCCUCAGGGGCUGACGGAGGUGGCCCUCGGCUGCUGUCCAUUGCGGGCACGCGACCGUCGGUGCGGAAUGGACAGCUGCUGGUGUCAACCGGGCUCCCAGCCCUGGACCAGCUCCUAGGUGGAGGCUUAGCUGUCGGAACAGUUCUUCUGAUUGAAGAAGAUAAAUAUAAUAUUUAUUCGCCUUUGCUCUUCAAGUAUUUCCUGGCAGAAGGAAUCGUCAAUGGGCAUACUGUGUUGGUUGCAUCUGCCAGAGAAAAGCCUGCCGACAUUUUACAGGAACUCCCUGCACCACUACUUGAUGAUAAUGGUAAAAAAGAGAUUGAAGAUAUACAUAAUCCUAAAACACCGGAAGCAGAUGUUAGCAUGAAAAUAGCCUGGAGAUACCAGUUCCUGCCCAAGAUGCAGCAGGCUGGACCAGUGUCAUCUUCACGAUUUGGUCACUAUUAUGAUAUAUCAAAAAGGAUUCCUCCGGAGCUGCUGGGGAGUUCAAAAUGGCAUGGAUUCUUCCUUACAGAACACAUAACUUCAGAUCUUAAUGGAGAAUCCUGUUCUUUGUCCCGAGGCUACAUGAAGCUGCUUCAAUUCAUUCAGAACAUCAUUUAUACUGAAGGAUUUGAUGGAUCUAAUCCCCAGAAAAAACAGAAAAACAUUUUAAGAAUAGGAAUUCAGAACCUUGGUUCACCAUUAUGGGGAGAUGACAUUUGCUGUACAGAAAAUUGUGACAACAAUCAUAGUCUUACCAAGUUCCUCUAUGUUCUCCGUGGCCUUCUAAGAACCUCACUGUCAGUCUGUAUCAUCACAAUGCCAACACAUCUGAUCCAGAAUGAAGCAGUUAUUACUCGUGUGAGAAAUUUGUCAGAUACUGCAGUUGGUCUGGAAUCUUUUAUUGGUUCAGAGAAAGAAACAAACCCAUUAUAUAAGGAUUAUCAUGGUUUGAUCUAUAUACGGAAGAUUCCCCGGCUUAAUAACUUGACUUGUGAUGAAUCGGAUGUCAAAGACUUAGCUUUUAAGUUAAAAAGGAAGCUGUUCUCCAUUGAGCGACUGCAUUUGCCUCCAGACUUGUCAGACACAGUGAGCCGUUCGCGCAAACAGGAUCUGGCAGAAGCCGCUAAGCAGCGGGGCCCAGGCUGUGGCAUGAUGGCCGGAGGCGGGAAGCACCUGGACUUCUAGGGAAUCCUCCUUAGUAACUGCAUGCGGAAUUACCUGACGCCUAAUUAUGAUUGCAAAUAGCUUAUGUAAAUAUUUUUCUUAAUGAUUUGACCCUCCAGUCUUUCAAAAACACAGGAUUACAAAAUGGAGCCAUCAUUCCUCAGUUUGGAUUGUUUCACUGUUUGUUUUUUCCACCGAUUUUUGUACAAAAAUAAUACAGCAGAAAUACUGUCAUUUGACAUUUAGCUGCUGUUGUGUAUUUUAAAAAUUUAAAAAUACUAAAUUCAUUUUUAAAUAAACACCCCAAAAAA